AGAAAAACAGUGCACGAUCACCCUAGCUACGAGGAGAACGUGUCAGUCGUCCCUAGCGUGGCGCUCUUAACGUCUUUAUUGGCCUCUGCCCGUGUGUGGUCCUUGCGGAGAGUGGCCGAGGUGUUCCGGUGAAUGCUCUCGUGAAUUGCGAGUCGUGUUGCCCUCGUCUUAAAGCGCGGGGCUGGAAUUGAUUUGCGUAGAGGUUUAAAGGAAGGUUGUGGAGUGUUGAGUGAGUAUGCCCGGAACCCCCCGUGGUAAGAUGCGGGUAUCCUAGCCAACAUUCGCUGGGUCCUCUGCCCUGUGGCCCACCCAGGCUUCGUCCGAAACCAAGAGGCACUAUUACGGAUCUUCUUCUUCCUCCUCCACACACAUACGCUCAUCCAACACCGUUUGUCCCGUGAACGAGUACGAAAUGGCGCGCCGGUUCGAGGCUGAGGAUUCUGAGGGCUCCAACGAUGCCAUGUCACCCUCCAAAGCAAAGGAUGGAAUGGUGAACAACAUCACUCUGUGGCAGUUCUUACUGGAGCUCCUGCUAAGCAACCAGUAUAAGCAUAUUAUCUCGUGGACCAACUCGGAGGGAGAAUUUAAACUGCUGAAUGCCGAAGAGGUGGCGAGGCUAUGGGGUCUACGGAAGAACAAGACUAAUAUGAACUAUGACAAGCUGUCCCGCGCCCUACGUUAUUACUAUGAUAAGAACAUAAUCAAGAAGGUCCUUGGACAGAAGUUCGUGUAUAGAUUUGUUUCAUUUCCAGAGAUUGUUAAGAUGGAGAAUAAAAUUUCUUUCCAUGCAAAGAUGGAGAGUCUGGGAAACAAUAGCAAUACUAAAGUUGCAAGCGGAGGUAUGUCGCCUUACUCACCCAGUGCUUCAGGGCUACAGCCUGGUGCACCCUCCCCGUCCAGUAGUCACCCGGGAGGGUCUAGGCUACCCUCACCUGCACACGCUUCAACGCACCAUUUAACUACACCUCCUCCAGCACAUAUUGGCUCCUAUUCCUCUCUCAGUCCUUUGGCACACAUGUAUUCUGCAGCAUUUUCCCAUAUGGCUGCUGCAAGUUUAGGAGGGUAUCUAUCUGCUUUAGCACGGAGGCCAGAGCCUGAAUCCCCUGCCCCAUCACAGCCACCACCUACACUAUGGCCACCCGAUCUUGGUCAGCGUUCACCCUCUCCACCCUCAGAAGAUUCUACAGAUGGUUUACCUUCAGCACCGUUACAUCUUGUAACUGAAGAAGCCAGUCGCCGUCGUCGAGAAGAAGAAGCUGAGGAGCGCAGGAGAGAGGAGGAACAACGGCGCCCACGUUCACGUUCUCCGCGUUCACAAUCCCCAUACCAGCAUUCACCCGUGCCACCAUAUCAACAAUCGCCUAUACCACGUGUGCGCUCACCACUUCGUCAGAGGUCACCAUUGCCCUCCCCGCCGCCUCUGUCACCUCUUACGCCACCUCCAGUUCGGGAACAUAAACCACCUCUUAGUUCUGCUGCUUCUUCGUCAGCAGCCACUUCUGUUACUGGGACCAAUGCUGGACUAGGCAAGGGACGCUCAGGACCAAAACCUAAGCCAUCACCCCUAUCAAUUGAGGCUAUAACUGGGUCUCCACCAGUCUUGUCUCCACGUCAAUUUUCAGCAUCUAGCCUAAAUACACCAUUAGUAAAUCUACCAUCACCCCCAUACAGUGGUGUUGGCACAAAAUCUCCAUACCUACCAUUACAUUUGUGGUCUAGUUUGAGCCCCCUAGCAAGUUUGAGCCCACACUAUGGGUCACCACGGAAUCACCAUCAUUUCACCUUUCCUGCCCUGCCCCAAUACUCUCACCUGCACCCACCAGUAGUCUCACCACUACUUCCUACCACAACGUUUGAUUUCUCUGCACUCACUUCACCUACAGAGAAGACAGCCACUGUCCCAGUUCUCCAAUGACCUGAGGCUGUCCGUGCUACUCGCCCCACUCACUCCCCAUGCUCUACGCCCCCCACAACCACAUCCAAUGCCAGCAGUUUACCACCUAGGUAGCCCUGCUGAAAUCUAGGGAAACUAGGUUAUUGUGGAUGAGUUGCUUUUGUGCCUUCAGGAUGUGGAUCCUGUGGACUCAGUACAAAAUAAGACACACGAGUAUGGAGUGCAACUUUUUGCUAUUGUCAGGUUACAAAUAGGGCGGUGGCAUGGACAAAUGAUGCUGGGAAAGCUCAUUGGUCUCACUUCUGCCCGUUAACUUCUCCGUUCCUUUUGCCUAUCGUGGGCAGGUUUGGUUUGGUGUAAAAUCAGUUUUAACUGAUAAACUGUAACUCUAGUUAAGUUUCCAAUAAUUAAAUCUAAAUGUCUAAUGACGUUAGUAAAGUCCAUCGUAAAGGGCAUUUAUAUUAGAACAGCUGACAAGGUCACAAAAACCAUUGACUGCUGGGCAAUUUUUUAGUAAAAAGAAGUAUUAAACAAUGUUCCCAUAAUUUUGGAAAUUUAUUGGACUUAAGUAAAUAAUUAAACUUUCACAGCAAGUAUCGGUUUCUGAAUCAAAUAAAUGGUUCCUUAUUAGGGCAUAAUUAUUCGUCCUGUUUAUUGAAUAAUGUUAACUUACAAGACCGUAUUCUCUAUUUCUGAGUCUCGUGGACAUUGUAUUUUUUUUAAUUUUCCUACGGUGCUUUCAGUGUAGGUUAAUCAUAAUAAGCUUGAGAUGACCAGUGCUCUCACACUUUACUUGUUAAUUUAAAGAGGCAUUAUAAUUCUCAUCGUAUAGGUUCAAAUGGCUCCCCUCUUUUUUUUUUGUGAUAAAUAUUUGGUGGGCGAGAGGCAGAAAUUUUAUUGAAUAUGAUAAUGAAACAAUGAAAACUUCCUCGAAUUUUAUAUUGUAAAUUAAUCCUUCAACAGAGAUGGCUUUUGCAUCGUGGUAGUCACCAAGCUGGUCACUCGGUGUAUUGAAGUCCUGAACCACUUACUGGUUAACUCCUUAAUUGUUGUGACAGCCAUUGUUUUUAUGAGUAAAAUUUAUGCCACUUUAUGACAAUUUUGAACCUACUUUGACAUUGUACAUAUCAUCUUGAUUUUUAAGUAAUAAAUAUAUGUUGACUUUAAAUAAAUGGGUGCUAAUAGGGCAUUAUUCUCUCCGUCUUACUCUUGAUUUCCCAUCACUGCCAGUCAUUGUUGGUCCCUUAUACUCGCUCCACAUCUGACAUUUCAUCUUGAUGUGUCUGUAUGUCUUUCCUUUCCAAAUUUUAAGCUAAGUUUUCUAAUUGCUGUACAGUACGUUGAUUCCUAGAAAUGGAGUUCUUUAUUUCUUGCAUCAAUAAAUUUUAGUACUACCUCUUAUUAAGUCCCAUACUGCACUAGUAUUUUAAAAAGCUAUGUGAAUUUAAUAAGCAUUUUCUUAAAACUGUGCUUUAAAAGCUUUUAUCCUCUGAUUAAGAUUACAAUUUACAGAUAAUUUGUAUAUAACUGUGUAACAAAAAUCCACUUGAAAUAUUUAGAACAAGAAAAUCAAGUUAUAUUGAGAUACUGUAUAUUUUAUUUUGCCAUCAGUUUCUUCUCUCGCUCAUCAGUUAGCCAGCUUUCUGUACUCAAAAACUUUUCCCUAUUACAUAUUCUCGUAAGUUGAAUUGUCAAAAAGAUUCAUGUGAUUUUCCAUGUGUCAACAUUUCCUUAAAAUGCCUCUUGCAUAACAUGACAAUCAACCUUCGCUGGCAACGUCAUACUCAUACUUUCAUUAUUAUCACCUAGUGUAAUAAUCAUUAGUUUAAGUAUUCAUCACAUGCGUCUCCAUUUUUCUUGUUGCCAUGAAGCCUCAUGUCUGAACUGAGUUGUUAUAAGAAGUCAACUUCACUUUUGUUAAUUAUUUUGGUAAAAUCCUUUAUACUCUUUCAUCCAAUUAAUACUGUAAAAACCAUAGCCGUUAGUAAUAGUGCAGUGUUUUGCAAUUAUUUGUUGGAUAUUGAACUGUGAUAUGCAGAAUAAUGACGUCAUUCAUUCAACAUUCCUAAAGUGAGACCAGUUAACUGUUGGCCAGUGUUGGAGUGACAUGAAGACGCCAAGUAUGUUGUUACAUGUUAAUGACGCGGCCAUUCCAUUGACCAAUAGGUUUUGUCCAUUGGUGUGUGUUUUUUAUUGUCUUGUAUGGAAUGAGAAUGUUGUGUUCAAUUUUGUAUGCUUAAAGGAAACCACUGUAAGUCGUUAAAGGAUACGAAUGCCUUAUGUAAAUAGUUGUACAUGACUUAGAGCUGUUAAGUUAGUGCCUGUAUUGUGUUGUCCUGACAGAACCUCCUUGGGGUGAGUUCUUAUGAGUUUCUGGGACCCAGUAUGACAUUUGCUGACAUAUGAACUCAAAAGUUAACUUACAGAUCAGCCAUUACUCACCCCAGUAUUUCCAUUUGUAAUGUAACAUAUUUUGGGUUCGUUAAACUGUGGACCCUCGACAUAUAUUCCACAAGAUUACCUCGGGGCUGUUCCAGUGGUCUUAUGUACAGUUAUAAGUAGAGUUCCUCUAAAAGAAUGUUUUAACUUUUUGUACUGUAUUCACAACAUUGUUUAUUGUACAGAAAUGUGAUAAGCAAGCUGGACCCUGGAUCUAGCAUUAUAACUUAUAUCCGGAACUGAUGUACUUUCUGUUGCAAGAGGCAACUUUAUAGCCAACUGCAUAAUGUAGCCCGUGCCAUAAAUGCACCAGACACCUCAGGAGAUGUACAAUUCAGGCUGUUAUCCACUUAUUAUUGUGGCUAAGUUAGGUAACCAGCACAGUUUAAAAGGGAAGAUGAACACAUUUUGAAACUGUACAGACAUGGUUAUAAACCAAGUAAUUACAGUAAUGCAAUAGCUUAAGCAACUCUGAUGGGUACUUACCUAAGCAAUGAAUUGAUAAUAAAUCGUUUAUUGAAAUUACAAAUUAAAGUGCCAAAUACUAUUAAGGUUUGUAAUAGGUUAAGCCCAAUAGUGUGAUGGUAUUGCAGCCAGUUACUGUUUCAGGUAGAAGAAGUGUAGUUAUGCCAAAUAAGCUCGUCAUGAAGUCUUCAUGAGUUGGAUACCUUCAUUGUGUGAUUUAUCCAGAAAUUUUUAAUAGGGUCAUAUUUUUAUUGUUUCAAAACAAACAUUUACUAAAUGCAGAAGGAGGUUGCAUAGCUCAAGUAUUUUUAUUGUACUCCCUUUUGUGAUAUACAAGUGCCAUUUGAGAAUAAAAUGGACCAAAU
Molecule: messenger RNA, 5163 nt
Organism: Procambarus clarkii (red swamp crayfish)
Lineage: Eukaryota; Metazoa; Arthropoda; Malacostraca; Decapoda; Cambaridae
Source: RefSeq, a predicted model, not a curated record